UUUGAUAUCGCUAUCAAUUUCUCAUCUUAAUCCAACUUCGUUUCUCGGCCGUCAGAUCAAGAAUAUGACCGUUAGAGACGCUCCCCCAUAAAAUUCAAAAUUGAAAUUCUUGUAAUAAAAUAAUGUUCAAUAAAACCCUAGAAACAGAACGAAACCACAACGCUGUUACUGUUACAAAAACUUCAACAAAAACGCCCUACAAGAAACUUUCCACAAAUUCAACCCAUAAAUUAAUCUCUCUCACUUCUUCAUAGUAAUUCUACUACAAGUCCCUCUUCUUCUUUUUUCUGAUACAUUUUCAUCGCAAUUAUUGGAAAAAAAAAUUGAUAUUGUACAUGUCAAAGAUGAUGCUAAGAUCAAAUGGCAAACCCCCACUUGCCAGAUCUCCCAUUCGGCUUCGCCCUAGCCGUCCUCUUCAAUCCAGUGCAAGCAACACUGCGCAGAUCCCACCAGGUUCUUUCACGAAAUCCCAGAUGCCUAAACGCUCUUGGGAUGUCGAAGAACUCGAGCUUCGACCUGAAUACAGCACCAUAUCCUGUGAAUUAAGGGCUCUUGCUAAAAUGGUGCGCCAAGAAUUUGGAACCAGUGAUGAAAACAUGGAUGCUGAAUUUGAUAACGGUGUUUUGAGUACUAAUCGGAGUCCUUUGUUCGAGAGGGGCAGGUUUUAUGAAGAGUACUCUGCAAGAAGAAAUGAGAGGCUGAAGAGAAAGAAGGGUGAAGUGGAGGGUCAUAAGAAGAAGCCAACGAAUAAUCUUGGAGUCAGAAUUGAAUCUGCAAAGAAGUUUGACAGCGGGAGGAGAAUGGCGGUGGCUGCCACGCCGAUGAUGGUUCAGAGAGAGGCUGCGACACCAAGGUAUUCACUGAGGAGCAGUACUAGAAAGGAGAACAAGAAGCCUCCUCUGCCUAUGAAUGUUGAGAAUUCUGUUGGGUAUACAGAGAGAAAAGUUGGGGGUAGAAGGAUUAGAAAGACUUGAAUUUAGGACCUUUUUUUCUCCGAUUUGUUAGCUUUAUAUGGUAGAUUUUGUGCUCCUAGGGUGGGAAUUGGAGCUCGAAGAGUUCAUUUGAAUAUUAGGUGGCUUUGGGGCACGUGGAUAAAUAUUUGUGGAAUUCAGGCUAUUUGGCUGUUAGCCCGGGUAUUUUCUUUCUUUUUGGUGACUGAAUAUGAUGUUGCUGUUUACGUUUAUUAAAACAAUUUAUUUUCAUCGUAGUUUGAUUUUU
Messenger RNA from Olea europaea var. sylvestris, 1218 nucleotides. RefSeq lists its product as uncharacterized. The transcript is spliced from 2 exons. NCBI's taxonomy places the organism in Eukaryota, Viridiplantae, Streptophyta, Magnoliopsida, Lamiales, Oleaceae. The record is from RefSeq and is a predicted model, not a curated record. The coding region runs from base 336 to 974 and encodes 212 amino acids.